AUGACUCUCAAGCCGUCAAAGCGCGUCCUGUCCCUCACUUCGCUGGCCGAAAACGGACCCUACUCAUCACUGCUCGACUCGUUCCAUUCCUACUCGUUCUCGGACGUGGGAGAAAAGCGUCAGCGCAGUCGCGCGACGUUCAAAGUCGGCUGUGAAGGCGAUAAAUGCCCACUUUGCAUGCGCGUCCAUUCCCAAGUCAAGAAGGGAUCGGACUCGCAGUCCGAGUCCUCGGACGAAGACAAGUAG
Molecule: messenger RNA, 246 nt
Organism: Cutaneotrichosporon cavernicola
Lineage: Eukaryota; Fungi; Basidiomycota; Tremellomycetes; Trichosporonales; Trichosporonaceae
Exons: 3
Coding region: 1-246 (81 amino acids)
Source: RefSeq, a predicted model, not a curated record